AUGUCUCUCCCCACCUUCAACGUCUCCAGCACCGCCGAGCAGGUCGCGGACACCUUCGCCAGCGACAUCGCCGGAAAGAACGUCCUCGUCACCGGCACCUCGCAGAACGGUAUCGGUUUCGAGACCGCGCGCGUCAUCGCCAAGCACGCCAACCUCGUCAUUAUCACUGGCUACAACAAGGAGCGUCUCGAGAAGUCCGCUGAGGCGCUCCGCAAGGAGGGUGGAAAGGCUGAGAUUCGCCCCCUUGUCCUCGAUCUGUCCUCGCUCGCCGCUGUCCGCAAGGCUGGUGCCGAGGUUAACGCCUACUCUGAGCCCCUUCACGUGCUCAUCCACAACGCCGCGGACACCAACGCGACCUAUCGCAUCACCGAAGACGACAUCGAAGGCCAGAUGGCCAUUGACCAUCUCGGCCCCUUCCUCCUCACCAAACUCCUAUACCCCAAACUCCUUGCCUCUAUCUCCGGCUCGUGGCUCCCCCGCAUCGUCAUCGUCUCGUCUGGCGCCCAGGCUGCUGGCCCUGGCAUCGACUGGACGAUGCUCCGCAAGCCCCACGCUGGCACCCCCUCAGGAGAGCAAUGUCUUCGCCCGUUACCACGAGGCCAAGGUAAGCUCCGUGCUUACAGCUUGCACCCCGGCGUCAUUUUCACGAACAUCUUCACGAAGGAGGCGAUGAUCCCCACGCUCAAGGCGAUGGGCGAGAUCAAGGAAGACGGCUCGCAAAACCCUGAUGCCGCCCACCCGUGGAAGACUAUCCCCGAGGGCGCUGCGACCACCCUCGUUGCGGCCUUCGAUCACCGUCUAAACGACAAAUCCGGUGCUUAUCUGAUGGACUGCGCCGAUGCCAGCGACACCGCCGGUGGACCCCACAACCGCAGCGCCUUCAACUCCGAUAUCGCCAACGCGGACAAGCUGUGGAAACUGUCGGAGGAGAUCGUCGGCGAGGAGUUCAAGAUCUAA
Mycena indigotica is the source of this 957-nucleotide messenger RNA. Its product is annotated as Short-chain dehydrogenase/reductase family protein. The transcript has 8 exons. NCBI's taxonomy places the organism in Eukaryota, Fungi, Basidiomycota, Agaricomycetes, Agaricales, Mycenaceae. The record is from RefSeq and is a predicted model, not a curated record. The coding region runs from base 1 to 957 and encodes 318 amino acids.